AUGCCCAUCCGCGUGUUCCUCAAGGACGCUCCGCAACGCUCGAUCGCCUUGGCCACGGACUCGCAUGUCCUCAUCUUCCGACAUAGUCCGUCAAUCGCCAGCGCCAGACAAGGCUCUUCCACGUCUAUCAGUGAAGGCGAAGUUCCACGAUGCAUUGUCGAAUUCGCUCCGUGGGAGGGCCAGGACAUGACUGGAUACCGCACAUUGACCUCUCUCAACAUCCAAGGAACACUGGGCCUGGUUACCCUGAACGGCGAUGUUUUCCUCUGCGUGGUGAACGGAAGCACGAAAGUCGCUACGGUACGACCAGGAGAGACCGUUCAGCGCAUUUUGUCGGUGGAAUUUCACUGCCUGAGCAGACCGGAUUUUGAUCAUUUACUCCACGACCAGGUCAACCCAUUCCCUACGGACAGCCUCGAUGCUGACGGCUACGAUCAUGGUGGCCAUCGAGAGCCUUUAUUGGAGCAUCCUUGCAUGGCGUUGAAGAAGCUGCUCAGUGGCGGCAGCUUCUAUUACAGUGCGGACUUUGACCUCACCAAACGAGUGCAGGAUCGACCCAUGAGUAGCAGCACAGUCGCCAUCGACAGUCUGGACGGAGGGUUUUUGUGGAACGCUUACAUGAUACAGCCACUGGUGGACUUCCGCUCAAGGCUAUCUGAGAACGAAAAAAGCGCACUGGACAAGUCUGCCAUUUUGACGUCUGCCAUCCGAGGAUUUGCUGGGACUGUCGCAAUCCCGGCUUCCUCCUCUCCCGCGAGGGUGGUCCGCACAGGACUGCCUUCGAGUAUGACUCUGAUCUCGCGUCUGUCUUGUCGAAGAGCGGGGACACGAUUCAAUGCGAGAGGCAUUGACGACGACGGGAAUGUCGCGAACUUUUCCGAGACUGAGACCAUUUUCUCAACCGACAGUCUUUGCUUCUCGUACGUGCAGUGUCGUGGAAGUGUGCCAUUAUUCUGGGAGCAGGCUUCUGGAUUACCUGGCCAGCAAAAGAUUCAAAUCACGAGAUCUGCUGAAGCAACGCAACAUGCUUUUGACAAGCAUUUUCAAGCGCUGUCCGUCAGGUACGGAGAUGUCGUGGUUGUAAACCUUCUCAGUGAUGAAAAACCACAGGAGCAGCAACUCACACGGCAAUAUCUACAACACGUUGAUGCCACAAGCCUCAAUCAUACGUCGCAGGCUGCAGGAGAACCAGAUCACACACAUGUCACAGCUGUAAACUAUGACUUCCACGCCGAGACCAGGGGUCCGAAUGGGUAUGAAGCAGCCAGCGGUAUCCGACGAUGGAUUGAGAAGUCUGCCAUUGCUUUCGAGUAUUUCCUCUCCGAAGACAUCGCAGAGGUCGUUACGAAAGAUGGACGGCAGCACUCCAUACUCGGGCAAAAUGACAGAGUCAAGCAGAAUGGUGUAUUUCGAACGAACUGCCUCGACUGUCUGGACCGAACAAACCUCGUUCAGACCAUCAUCUCGCAGAUUGCAUUUGAGAUAUUUCUCCGACAGAUGCAGGAAAACAGGCCUACAUCUGAUUUCUGGGCUAGACACGGCAUGCUUUGGGCUGACAAUGGCGAUGCCUUGUCGAAGAUCUACGCGGGCACCGGAGCUCUGAAGUCGUCUUUCACCAGGUCUGGGAAGAUGUCUUUUGCGGGCGCAUUAGCAGACUUCCGCAAGUCCGCCCAGCGGUUUUACAUCAAUAACGUCGAAGACAAAGGAAGACAGAACACUAUUGACAUGCUCCUCGGCCGGCUGAUGGGACAAACGCGUGUUCACCUUUACGAUCCGAUCAACGACUUUGUUACCGCAGAGCUCGCCAAAAGAUCUCCCGAAUACACGCGCGCCGAGAAGAUCAGCAUUUGGGUCGGCACCUUCAAUUUGAACGGCAAAACAUCCGGCAUCAACGACGACCUCUCCCCGUGGCUGUGCCCUCGCGUCGAGGAUGAAUUCAGAGUGCCAGAGAUCGUGGCAGUGGCAUUCCAAGAGAUCGUCGACUUGGAUGUUCAACAAAUCAUGUCGACGGAUCCCAAUCGGCGACGUGCUUGGGAAAACUCUGUGCGAAAGUGUCUGAAUGCUCACGCUCAGAAACAUCGUGGUGAAGACUAUGUCAUGCUGAGAGGUGGUCAGCUUGUCGGAGCAUCCUUAUCGGUGUUCGUCAGAGCCAGUGUCCUACCUCUGAUCAAAAACGUCGAAGGUGCGGUCAAGAAGACGGGCUUGAGCGGUAUGGCUGGGAACAAAGGAGCAGUCGCGAUUCGCUUCGAGUACGCGGACACAUCGAUCUGUUUGGUGACUGCUCACAUGGCUGCGGGCUUUCAAAACUACGAUGAGCGUAACCAAGACUAUCGCACCAUCUCGAACGGUCUCCGCUUCCAAAGAAAUCGUUCCAUCGAGGAUCAUGACUCGAUUCUUUGGUUCGGCGACUUCAAUUACCGCAUUGGCAUUGAGAAUGAUCGGGCACGUCAACUCAUCAAGAGGCGCGACCUUGGCGAGUUGUACGAGAAUGAUCAACUCAACAUCCAGAUGGUGCAUGGGAAGUGCUUUCCUCAUUACUCCGAGCAGAUGCCAACAUUUAUACCCACCUACAAGUUCAAUCUUGGUACCGACGACUAUGAUACCUCGGACAAAGCUCGAAUUCCCGCUUGGUGCGAUCGAAUCCUUACACGAGGCGACAACCUUCGACAGCUAUACUACGACUCCGCUCCUUUGAGAUUCUCGGACCAUCGCCCGGUGUGGGGUCUUUUCCAAUGCACCGUGAAUGUUGUCGCCCAAGACAGGAAGGACCAAAUUAGCAAAGAGCUCUACAGAAAACGGCGACCAGACGUUGGCCACCACACAGCCAGUCAUGGGCCACAAGCCGUGGAAAGUGACGACGAGUCGCUGUAUGGGUACGAUAGUAUAGAACCCGGUCUCCCACCUGCCAGCUCUGAUAAGAGAAAAUGGUGGCUAGACAAUGGCAUGCCUGCUCGGUCAACGGUGCAAGCUCCCGAUGCGAAGCAUGCUUUGAAUCCGGCCCGUCCUUCCAACCCGUUCACUCCCACCACGGAGCCAGAUUGGAUCAAAGUCGAAAAGCCCAACGCACCUCCGUCGCGGAAUACCUCGUUAUUACAGAAGAAAGAUCAGCCAUUUGCCCAGCAGCCUGGCACUCUUGCUUCUCCUGUUUCUCUUAGACCGUCCAACAUGGAGUCCGCAGGCCCAGUCCAUCUCAAGCAGACCCUACGCAAACCAGCUCCUCCGAAGCCGAACAAGCCCGUAGUGCUGCGUUCUCCUAGUCCAGCCUCGUCCGUGGCCUCGACCAGAUCUGUCCCUCCAGUCCCGGAGCCAAGACGGUCGACCACAAGCCAAUCUGCGAGGAAUGUCAUUCCGCCGCCGUCAUCAAGAGUCAAUAGUGGUACCUUGAUGGCGGAUCAAAGAAGUGUUCCGAUGCCUCCGCCUCCAAGAAAAUUUGUUCCCAAGGUGGAUGAGCAGGUCCCUGCCCUACCGCCCAGAAGGCCUACAGCGCCGCUGAUGGAUGAGAACAGCGAGGAAGAGAGUUUGAAGGACUGGGUCCCGCUGAAGCCGCAGUAGUAAAGGUAGAUGUAUGAUGAAUGAACACUUUAUC
Messenger RNA from Zymoseptoria tritici IPO323, 3586 nucleotides. RefSeq lists its product as uncharacterized. Gene Ontology annotation, molecular function: phosphatidylinositol-3,5-bisphosphate 5-phosphatase activity; phosphatidylinositol-4,5-bisphosphate 5-phosphatase activity. The transcript has a single exon. Gene Ontology annotation, biological process: phosphatidylinositol dephosphorylation. NCBI's taxonomy places the organism in Eukaryota, Fungi, Ascomycota, Dothideomycetes, Mycosphaerellales, Mycosphaerellaceae. The record is from RefSeq and is a predicted model, not a curated record. The coding region runs from base 1 to 3552 and encodes 1183 amino acids. Gene Ontology annotation, cellular component: membrane; cytoplasm.